Molecule: messenger RNA, 3112 nt
Organism: Lampris incognitus (smalleye Pacific opah)
Lineage: Eukaryota; Metazoa; Chordata; Actinopteri; Lampriformes; Lampridae
Gene: rac1a
Product: Rac family small GTPase 1a
Exons: 6
Coding region: 220-801 (193 amino acids)
Biological process (GO): regulation of cell shape; motor neuron axon guidance; small GTPase-mediated signal transduction
Cellular component (GO): cytoplasmic vesicle; plasma membrane; cell projection
Molecular function (GO): GTP binding; GTPase activity; protein kinase binding
Source: RefSeq, a predicted model, not a curated record
GGAGGCUCCGAGUUCUGAAGUCUGGAAUUCCGUCGAGUCGUGGUCGAGGAAGUGAAUUAAAAGGAAUAUUUUCUUUGACGACAUCCUUUGAAAGUUUUCCGUUUUUAGUCGAGGCCUUUCCUUGUUUUUCCCGAUUCGGGAAAAAUAGAAGGAGUGUUUUCUUUUCCAAGAGUGUGUAAUUUGGGCUAAGUUGGAGCUAGCGUUAGCUGCGUGCUGGGAAUGCAGGCCAUCAAGUGUGUGGUGGUGGGGGACGGGGCUGUUGGUAAAACAUGCCUGCUCAUCAGCUACACCACCAACGCAUUCCCUGGGGAGUAUAUCCCGACAGUCUUCGACAACUACUCUGCCAAUGUGAUGGUAGAUGGGAAACCCGUGAACCUGGGCCUGUGGGAUACAGCUGGACAGGAGGACUAUGACAGACUUAGACCACUGUCCUACCCACAGACGGAUGUUUUCUUAAUCUGUUUCUCUCUCGUGAGUCCGGCCUCCUUUGAAAACGUCCGCGCCAAGUGGUACCCUGAAGUGAGACACCACUGCCCCAACACGCCCAUCAUCCUGGUGGGAACCAAGUUGGAUCUGAGAGACGACAAGGACACCAUUGAAAAGCUAAAGGAGAAGAAGCUGGCCCCCAUCACCUACCCCCAGGGCCUCGCCAUGGCCAAAGAGAUCGGAGCUGUAAAGUACCUUGAGUGCUCAGCCUUGACACAGCGCGGCCUUAAGACGGUGUUUGACGAAGCCAUUAGGGCAGUUCUGUGCCCGCCGCCUGUCAAGAAGAGGAGGAAGAACAACUGCUCUCUUCUUUAAUUCCAGCAGGCGGAUGGUCUGAGCUCACCUGUUCAGAGGAGAGGAAGGUGGUGGUGGUGGUGAUGAUGGGAGACCCCUGCCCCUCCUCCAGGGAUUUCCAGUUGACUCAGUUUCUUAGGUGCUGACGUUGGCUCAGGUCUGAUAGAUGUAAACAACACAGAACUGGUUCGGAUGGACUUGUUUCUGUCUUGCUCACGUCUAACCCGGCCCGUGAGAUCCACUCGUUGUGAAUUAGGUAGGUCUGUGACGGGGUGGGGAGGGGGGUGAUUGGGGAUUUGGGGCUGGUGUCUAGAAGGAAGAGGAGGAUUCUAUGAAAGCAUAUGCAUCCAUAUGUCAUUUUUUUCUCUCUGGAAUUGUAAUAAGUACUACUUUGAUAUGAUUGACUUUAUCGUAUAUAACAACCCUAGCAUUAACUCUCGUCAACCGUAAAGAGACAGCGGUCCUGCUACACUCAUAACCCUACACUAAGAAAUUCCUGCUGCCUUUUAAAAAUCACUUUUCUUUCUCUUUUCCAAAUCAAACUAAUUGCUCCUUUUUCAGUUUCGUUUCCCUCUUCUUGAGCCCACUAUGUUUACACAUCUCCAUUGUCUAGACUUGAGGCAUUGCCAAAACCGGUCAGCACAUUGUAGUCACUUCGUCUACACUAAAAUGAUCACCGGCGGUGUUGCUUUCUCCCCGCUGCUUGUUCUGUCGUGUACUUAAUGUUUGACCAAGGUUUGUGAAGUUGGAGGAACAGUUUAAACUACGUGCGAAGAAGUUUUAAGCAAUUCAAACCAGUAGUGUUGCAGUAGCUGCUGAGUUUCCUAAUGGCUACCCGCUGAGGCUACCAGGACUUUAGAAACAGUCUGCUUGUUGAGGUGCAUCUUUCUCUCAUCUGCCGCUGCAGUCAGAACCCAGUAUAUAUACACUCAAACAUAUAGCACACUAGAUAUCACAUGCAUAAUGGCUCAUGUUAUUCCUAGGUAACUGAAAAGCUUUUAGAUGAGUCUGAACAUCUUUGUGCACAUUGCCUCCCAUCUCAUUCUGUAUUUGGAUUGUCAAAGGUAAAACCAUAGUAUUCUAAGAUUGUGUGUGUGUGUGUGUGUGUGUGUGUGUGUGUGUGUGUGUGUGUGUGUGUGUGUGAGUGAGAGAGAAAGCAAGCACAAUGAGGGUUGCUGGAGAAACCCCUUUGAAAGACGGGGGUUUCUGUUGGCUACUAACCAACGCUGUUGAUGUGUGUGUCUGUAGGCGACUUGCGACUGCCGUGUUGUCAGCCAGACAUCUUUUACACAUCCCUGUUAUGUGGUUGUGACGUUAGCGUAAAGAUGUCCACGUCGUCUGUCUCUGUAGAGAUUGGACUCAUUUGGUAGUUGUGGCCAUAUUCUUUUCCGGUUUCUUCCAGAACUGCCCCCAACAUGGAAGUUUAUAGAAAGACAUCAAGGCUUUUAGCUCAGUAUGUAUGAUGCUCUAACCGCUACCAUGACGCUAUCACGAUGCUAUCAUGAUGCUACCAUGAUGCUAGCACGAUGCUACCAUGACGCUAUCAAGAUGCUAUCAUGAUGCUACCACGACGCUAUCACGAUGCUACCAUGACGCUAUCACGAUGCUAGCACGACGCUACCAUGAUGCUAUUACGACGCUAUCAUGACGCUAUCAAGAUGCUAUCAUGAUGCUAACAUGACGCUAUCACGACGCUAUCAUGAUGCUGCCAUGACGCUAUCAUGAUGCUAUCACGACGCUAUCAAGAUGCUACCAUGACGCUAUCAUGACGCUAUCACGAUGCUACCAUGACGCUACCACGAUGCUAUCAUGACGCUACCAUGACGCUAUCACGAUGCUAUCAUGACGCUAUCACGAUGCUACCAUGACACUAUCACGAUGCUACCAUGACGCUACCACGAUGCUAUCACGAUGCUAUCAUGACGCUAUCAUGACGCUAUCAUGAUGCUACCAUGACGCUACCAUGACGCUAUGUAACCAUCUCACUUGUGACCCCCAUCUGUUACUGUAAGUCGAUAAGAAUUUGUAUUGGCAUUCAGAUGUUGCAACUGACUACAAUGUCUUCGUCUGUUAUACAACAUACUGAACUUAAGCAGUGACGAUUUUCGAAGUACAGAGUUCUUGUUUUUUAUUAUUUUGAAAUGAGCAGUGAUCAAAAUAAAUGGGUGGUCUGAGGAAGCAUUGUAACUGAUUCAUUUUAGCUGUGUUUCAAUGGCACAACAGAAGUACACACUUGAUUUUAUCUCCUUGCUAAAUGUAUUUUAUUUUUGACAUAAUAUAGUAGUAAUCUGCUGAAUUUUUUUAAAAAGCAAAUAAAAUUCAUUUAAAAUCA